AUGUAAAUAUAAGAUGGAAACAAUCUGUUGCUUAACCUUUCCAAUGGUCCAAUUGACAAUAGUAAAAGGUCCUGCACAAAUGUAUUUUGCACCGUCCUCUAUUCUGCCAUAUUGUUGAGUAUCUUGGGAAUUGGAUUGUACAUGAAUCAAAGCGGAAAUUUAUUAUUGAUAGACAGAGGAUAUGACCCUGAUCAUAGACCAUGUGGAAUAGACACAUUGAGAGAUUAUCCAUUCAUCUAUUUCACUACUCUCAAUAGCGAUUUCUUAUGGAAGACUGUCUGCGUUUAAGAAUGUCCAAGUGUAACAGUUCCAAAAUACAAACACUUGUAAUACAAUCCUCCAACUACCGCAGCUGUUCCCACCACCACUACUACACCCAUUGGAACUACUCCAAAAUUCAUAACUAAAAUGUGCUGUCAAUUCAAUAGUAACUUCCUGUAGUUAAGCCACAUUAUACAACAGCAUUAAAUAGUCUGUAUUCCCACAGAUCCAGAGUAAUUUAAGAUAGUUUAGGAAGCAUUGAAGAUGGGUUUCUUACAUCAAAUGAUUUCUGAUAUCAGUGGAGCCAAGUACACCUUAUUCAUAUUCAUUGUAUUGGGAAUCUGCUUCACCUUAGCAUUCACCUACCUAUUGAAGUGGUGUAGUAAAACUGUUAUUUGGUUCAUCAUCUUUAUAAUCGUUGUGUUGUCCAUCUUCUUUGGCUAUUAUAGUUAUUUAUAAUAUAAGGCAGCAUCAAGCAUGACCAUUGGUUUAUCACCUACUGGAUAUCUAUUAUAAGCUAUUAUUUGGUGGUGUUUUGGAUUGGGUACAAUAAUCUUGACAAUUUGUUUCUACAAAAGAAUCAAUCUAGCCAUAGCCAUCAUCAAGUCAGCCUCUGAUUUUGUCACUAAAAAUGUCAGUAUUGUCAUUGUUCCUGUAUUCUCAACUAUUGCCACUCUAAUUUUAACUGUUAUUUUUAUCUACAUUGCAUUUAUAAUAUGUUCAACUGGUACACCUGGAGAUAAGUAAUAGCAAUGGCCAUUUGGAUAAUUGAAAUAUACAUUGUUUGAAUAUUUUAGUGGAUUCUAUUUGCUGUUUGCCACUUUUUGGACAUAUGCAUUAAUUAUUGGAGUCAAUAGCUUUAUCAUAGCAGGUUCAGUAUGUGUAUGGUAUUGGUAACAAGGGAAGAGUGGUUAGGAACAUGUUUAACCACUCAAUUCAUCAUGGAAAAGAUGUUUUGUCUAUCAUUUUGGUUCAAUAGUACUUGGAGCAUUAUUAUUGGGAUUGAUCUCAAUAUUUAGAUCCUUCUUUGAAUAUCUAUAUAGAAAUGCUGAAUACAUGAGAACAACUGAUGGCUGUCAAUUUUGUUUUAAGUGUUGUGCAUGUUGCAUAUGGUGUUUCGAAAGGUUCUUACAAUAUUUGAAUCAGAAUAUCUAUGUCUAAAUUAACAUGACUGGAGAUGGCUUCUUUCAUGCUGCCAAAAAAGGCCUAGAUAUUAUGUCUAAUAAUCCUUCAAUUGUUAUGUAAGUUGCUGGGUUGGGAGAUUUAAUAAACAAUAUCGCAAGAAUCAUGAUUACAUUAUCAAUCUCUAUGUUCUUUUUUAGAUCCAUUU
Molecule: messenger RNA, 1591 nt
Organism: Paramecium tetraurelia
Lineage: Eukaryota; Ciliophora; Oligohymenophorea; Peniculida; Parameciidae
Exons: 6
Biological process (GO): transmembrane transport
Cellular component (GO): membrane
Molecular function (GO): transmembrane transporter activity
Source: RefSeq, a predicted model, not a curated record